AGUAUAGGCUCCCGCCAAAUCAUUGAAAAUGAGGAACCUCGUUCUCAGUUCUUGUUACGUGUCUGCUCCUCUCUCUCCCUCCCCCUCCCUCCUCUCUCCUGAUCCUGAUAGGGACGGGGUCUGGUUUAUCUCUGGAGAGUCUCUACAAUUCACUUCUUCACAACAAAAUGGCCGACACCAGGAAGAUCACGUGAUUUCACUGUCUGACGUAUUAACUAGUGAUGACCGACCAAUUGGAUUGCAGUAUUUGCCUGAAAUGGGCGUGGUCUGUAUCGCUACAAGAAAAGGAGAAGUGAUUACAUACACUAUGAAUAUUAAUGAGGUGGGUGUGGUUGGCUCAGUUAGCGAUGGAAUCACCAGCAUGGGGUGGAGCCCUGAUCAGGAUCUGGUUGUUAUGGUAACGGGGAUUGGGAAUUUCAUAUUAAUGACGAGAGAUUUUGACGUAAUACUGGAAAAGGACUUUAGUAGCUCUGAAACUGGCGAAGCCCAGCCUGUGUCCCUUGGUUGGGGUAAGAAAGAGACCCAGUUUCAUGGCUCGUUAGGAAAACCUUCAACUCAUGCCCUACCCAAAAAGGAAAUUGACUCCACCCAUCAAUCAACAGGAGACUGCAUCAGUUGGAGAGGAGAUGGGGAAUAUUUUGUAAUAUCCUCCAUUAAUAAAAAUACAGGUUUGAGGUGUUUCCGGGUGUGGUCAAGAGAAGGCGUGUUACACUCUAGUUCAGAGUCCAUCGUUAGUCUGGGCCCAUUCAUCGACUGGUCGUCAAGAGGUCACCUCAUAGCCUCAUCACUGACUGAGACUAGUGGAUCAGUUCUCAUUGUCUUUUAUGAGCGGAAUACCCUAAGGCAUGGAGAGUUCCCUCUCAGGAGGGGUGGAGUCAUUGUCAAAGGAUUAUCGUGGAAUGCUGACUCAUCAGUUUUAGCAGUGUGGCUGGAGACUAACGAUAAAGACAAGAAAUCAUACAUUCAGUUGUGGUCUGUUAGUAACUAUCACUGGUAUCUUAAACAAGAGAUACAGUCGCCAAAAACCACACCCACUGAUGAGACCACACCCACUCAUUAUACAGGUGUUGUAUGGGAUCCAAUUAUGCCAUUACGUCUUCACACCUUGCUGAAUAAUGGUCAGUAUAUACAGUAUAAUUGGAAGAGGGGUGUGGUCACUAGUACCUCGUUAAAUAUUAAUAAUAAUUCAACAGUGGCAGUAAUUGACGGAGAGGCGUUAUUAUUGACACCUUUUCGUGACGUUAUCAUUCCUCCCCCGAUGAGUCAUAAGCGAAUUAUGUUCCCGUCUCCUGUUGUCAUGGCAACGUUUGCCCCACCCCCUACUCCUAACGACCUCCUUAUAGUACUGUCUGAUGGAUCAGUUUAUGUUGCAAAGUCCAGCACUAAGAUGGAAUACUCCUUAACUAACCUCAGGUUUCCAUGUAUGGAAGGUGAUGGUUUUUCUAUUCAUAAGUUGCGUCAGAUUGUGUGGGCGACUGAUGGUUUAUUAGUGGGCGUAGUCAACAAAUCAUGUGAUGAAGACUCUAUUGCUGAAUACGAAAUUAAUGAAUCCUGUGUCACUGAAAGGAUGUCUACUUCUUGUGAUGGGCGUGUCUUGUGUCUCCAUGGCAACCCAGAUACGGGAACCAUCAUUUUCGAAGAUGUCAAGGGAAAAGUUUUCACUUACAAAAACGGCCAGUGUAGUCCAUUUUUAACGUCUACCGGAGAUCAUGUGAUCCUGAAGGGGGUGUGGUCUGAUCAGUUGUCCCUAGCAACCAUCGGCAACGAGGAGUGUGUGAUUGGGCUUUCAUCCGAAAGAAAUCAAUUAAUAAUUAAUAAUGAACUGGUCCAUAGUUCCUGUACGUCAUAUUCAAUUACAAGCGAGUUCAUUUUAAUAACUAUUAGCAACCACCAGUUAAUAACUAUACCCAAGAACGAUAUAUCCAACGUUACUGAAGAAUUGUCCCGAUCGGUAGAGAGGGGCAGUUUGUUAGUGGUGAGUAUGGUUAAUGAUACAAGAGUGGUUCUUCAAAUGCCAAGAGGCAAUUUGGAGACGAUAUCACCACGCCCUCUUGUGCUGAGUUUAAUACGCGGCCAUCUUGAUAGGCUGGAGUUUGGGAAAGCUUUUCUAAUUAUGCGGAAGCACCGAAUUAAUUUGAAUUUGCUUUGCGAUCACAACCCCCUGACGUUUAUAUCAAACAUUAAAUUAUUCAUAGAUCAAUUGGAUAAUAUUAAUUAUAUUAAUUUAUUUAUUACGGAAUUAAAGAAUGAAGAUGUCACUCAAUCAAUGUAUCCGGUUCCAGGAUUGUCUAAAGAAACUGGUUCCCAUUCCUCUUGGUAUGGGAAUGAAUCUAAAACCAAUAAAAUAUGUCAAUUAAUUGUAACAACUUUAUCAAGCAUAGGAGGAACAAAGUUUGCCCUACCAAUUAUAACUUGCCAUAUAAAGAAAAUGCCUCAAGAAAUUGAAAAUGCUUUACUAACGAUAAAACAACUAGAUAAAACUACAGCCCCUAGUGUUGAUGAAGCAUUAAAAUAUUCAUUAUUAUUAAUUGAUGUCAAUAAAUUGUAUGAUACAGCACUUGGACUGUAUGAUUUUGAACUGGUACUUACCGUCGCCGAGAAAAGUCAAAAAGACCCUAAGGAGUAUCUGCCAUUUUUGAAUGAGUUGAAAUCAAUUAAAGACGUUAAUUAUCAGCAGUAUCGUAUUAACAUGUACUUGAAACGUUAUCACAAAGCACUGGAGUGUAUCAGCAAAUGUACAACUUCAGACCACUUCGAUGAAUGUAUUACACUGAUUAAAGAUCAGUCUUUGUACAGAUUAGCUCUUGAAUUAUUCAUUGAUCAGAAGUCAAACGAACAUUUAACUGUCAGUCAAUUAUUUGGUGAAUAUUUAAUGACAGAAGGCCAGUACUUGGAAGCUGGAAUCAUCUUUGAGUCUUGCUGUGAGUACCAGUCGGCAAUGAAAGCUUAUGAGAGAGGUGGCCACUGGGAGCUGGUGUUUAACAUGACUUCAGUACUGGGUCUCUUGCAAGACGAAGUAUUGGUUAUCGCUAAAAGGAUAUCUAGUCACAUGAUGUCACAGGGUCAGUACGAGGGGGCAGGUAGAAUAUUGAUUGACCACGCCCACGAUAUUGAAGGGGGCGUGUCUGCUUUUAUUAGUGGGGGAUUGUGGGCGGAGUCUCUGAGAUAUAUUCAUUUGCAUAAUAAAUUGGAAUUGAUUGACAGCUUAAUUAAACCAAGUUUAAUCGAAGCUCAUAAAAGCUUCUUGUUACUGAUUGAGACUCGAGAGGAACUUUACGUCAAACAUAGCGAGAGACUAAAAACUGUCAGGGAAGAAAAGAAAAAGAAAAUGGAAGCAAUAGAAAGUGGUACUUAUGCUAUUGAUGAAAGAGAAGGUGAUCUAUUCUCUGAUUCCAGUACAGUGACUGGUGCUAGCUCCUCCCACCUAUCAAGAGGCACUAGGACAUCAGCUAAAUCGGCUAAGAACAGGCGGAAAGCUGAUCGUAAAAAGCACAGUCUUAAAGAGGGUAGUCAAUAUGAGGACAUUGCACUAAUGGAAGCUAUACAAGACAUUAUUAAUCACGCUAAUAUAAUACAAGAUGAAAUCAGGUCAUUAUUAGUUACAUUGUGUGUUUAUGGUAUGAAGGAAGAGGCUGGUAUCCUACAGAAUCUCUUCUCUUCUUAUCUGCACAAACUCUCAUCAGGUCUUCAAACUGUGUGGAGUAGUAACACUGAACUACCAUCACAGCCACCUCCUGUUACUGGCCCUCAGUCAACAGUUAAUGAUAUAUUAUCAUCAAUUAAUAAAGGAGGAGCUGGUGUUGCUAAUUGUGGAUCUGUUCUUCCUUCUCGUCCUGUUUUGAAUAUGAAAAUGAAUUGGAAAUUAUCAUCAAUAAUAUAAUAAUAAUAAUAAUACUA
This is a messenger RNA of Amphimedon queenslandica, 3897 nucleotides long. Its product is annotated as elongator complex protein 1-like. Gene Ontology annotation, molecular function: tRNA binding. NCBI's taxonomy places the organism in Eukaryota, Metazoa, Porifera, Demospongiae, Haplosclerida, Niphatidae. Gene Ontology annotation, cellular component: cytosol; elongator holoenzyme complex. The record is from RefSeq and is a predicted model, not a curated record. Gene Ontology annotation, biological process: tRNA wobble base 5-methoxycarbonylmethyl-2-thiouridinylation. The transcript has 31 exons. Bases 29 to 3880 code for a protein of 1283 amino acids.